This is a messenger RNA of Rosa rugosa (rugosa rose), 2215 nucleotides long. RefSeq lists its product as uncharacterized. Lineage: Eukaryota; Viridiplantae; Streptophyta; Magnoliopsida; Rosales; Rosaceae. The coding region runs from base 299 to 1453 and encodes 384 amino acids. The record is from RefSeq and is a predicted model, not a curated record. The transcript has 6 exons.
GAAUGAAGAGCGUGUGUCCGUGGGUAGAAUGUAAACCUUGGCUGAGAAGGAAACGAAACCAGUACGAAACAGUCUCAGAAAACGACCCGAAUCAAACCCUGUCUAGCUUUCAAUAACCAGAGACGAUCCUCAGUCUCCAAGUUGCUCAAGCUUCUAUAUUUUCUCUCUUCUGAUUCUUGCUGGGUUUUAAUCAGAAUUUGAUUUAUACCAGGGGACUCUUGGGUUUUGAAGAUUGUAUGAUUAUCUAAGAGCUCUGAGGAGAUUUUAGGGACUCGUGGGUUUUGCUUACUUGGAGAAGAUGAUGCUGCAUUUUCGAGACCCAGCAAACCUGAAGACCAAGAAGAUUGUGUUUGAGGAGGCGUAUGCUGCUUGUGAUUCUGCAACACUUGAACAGCUGAAAGAGUUGAGCUCUAAGCGUAGGAUUCUCGAGGAGUCAACUAAUGAGAGCAGCCCCAUUACUAAGGCCAUUGCAAGGGAAAUGUCUGGAGGGUUAACUUCCCAGUCUCAACAGGUUCUUCAAAAACUAGAACUGUAUCUUCCAGUGUUGGAAAAUUUAUUCUUCCACAUUGAUUUGAUCAGCAGCAACGAACAGAUAGUUCAGUGGACUUCAGAACUCAAGAUACAAUGGACUAGUGCUCUUAGUUCAUCAUCGUUCUUUAACUUUGGAGGUUCGAAAUAUUUUCAAAUAGAUAACUUGCAAUUUGAGAUUGUUAUGACUCUUUUCCUUUAUGGCGCAAUCCUUCGGGAGAGAGCAUCAGAAGUUCUUCCAUCAGACCUUUUGAAAUCUGCGACCCUUUUCAGAGAAGCUGCUGGUGUUUAUCACUAUCUUGCUCAUCAGGUCCUUCCUUCUCUACAGCCUUCAGUCCCUGUGGAAAAGCCACCAGAAGUUGUUCCAUCUGUGUCCACUGUCAUGAGCCUUAUUUGUUUGGCUGAGGCCCAGGCAGUAACAAUAAAGAGGGCUGAAGAGAAGGGUACUACUGUUGGUCUAUUGGCAAAGUUGCACCAUGGUGUUGUAGAGUUGCUUGAUGAAGCCGCAUGUGCUUUACAUACAGCUUCCAUGGAAUGCAAAGAUAUUUCUUCACGCUUUGUGGAAUUCAUCACAUCUUGCAAAGAGUUGCAUGAGUUAAAAAGUCAGAAAUACUUGGCUGAAAGCCUGAAGAAUAAUAAUGAUGGCCAAUUCGGGGUUGCUGUUGGACUUCUUCGACGUGCACUGAUCAAUGCGAAAAGGAAAAUACCAAGUGAAGAAUCUUGGAAAUCUGUUUUCAAAAAGGAAAUUGAUGAUUUUGCCGAAUUACUCAGGAAGCAUGAACAUGAAAAUGAAUUUGUCUGGCAUGAGAAAAUCCCCUCUGGUGAUGAGUUGCCAAAACCCGAUGGUACCAAAAUCGCGAGUGUUAUACCUUACAAUCCCAAAAGAUGGGAAAGAGAACUCGCCUUCAAGAUGAUAGGAGCAUAAUUAUGUGAUAUUAAUAGCGUUAAUCUCUAUACUUUCUUUGUUAGUUUAGUGUAUUUUCUAGUUAUUUACGUUGUUUAUUUGUUUUAUAGGUAUCUUGGAGUAAAGAAGGAGAAAAGAAGUAAAAGAGGGAUUGAAAUGCAAAAUCGGGAAAUGUGCCUGUGCAGAUCAGUUAACUUCGACAGAGCACUGAGACCAGCUCAGAACGAUCCAGAUGAUGAUCUUUAUAUUUAUAGAAAGCCUCGGAUGUCUAGUUUCCAGAUCUUUUUACGGUUCGUCAAUAUCAUUUUUCUAGAGGAAGUUAUGACCGAUUUAGUACAAGAAGGUCAGGCUGCGCGUGAAUCUGAGGUUGGACGGGAAUUUAUGUUUCGAAGCCCAAAUCACACCGAAAAGCCCGAGGACGAGUUUGUGCUUCAUAUAUCAGCUCAAUAUAGACAAAUGGCAUGAUGUGAAUGGUUGGAAUGAGUCAUCAAGUUCAAGAGCCAAUAGGAAAACUCCACCUAAGCACGCUAACCCUAAUUCUUUUAAGUUUUGGAUUUCCUACACAACAAGAAAGAUAGAGGCAACCUCUAACCAUAUAAAAGGAGAUGAUUCUGCAGCAGCUCUCGCUCUCUCUUCCUCCCCCUUCUUUAGUUUGUUUUGUUUCUUCUAUGUUUAACUAGUUUUUAUUAGUUAGGGGGCUGCUUGAAGCCCCUAGACAUGAACUACAAGAUGAUUUAACCUUUGAUUUUAUUUUCUUUUAAUUCAAGAUGAGACUUUUGUUUA